Ostrinia furnacalis (Asian corn borer) is the source of this 1243-nucleotide messenger RNA. RefSeq names its product BCL2 interacting protein 3 (gene BNIP3). The transcript is spliced from 7 exons. The coding region runs from base 166 to 741 and encodes 191 amino acids. Gene Ontology annotation, cellular component: mitochondrial envelope; nucleus; mitochondrial outer membrane. Gene Ontology annotation, biological process: positive regulation of apoptotic process; mitochondrial outer membrane permeabilization. NCBI's taxonomy places the organism in Eukaryota, Metazoa, Arthropoda, Insecta, Lepidoptera, Crambidae. The record is from RefSeq and is a predicted model, not a curated record.
UGAUUCUAAAUUUAAAUUCAGUCUUGCAUCGACGCUAAGCGCGCUCGGACGCGCGGGCGUGUUCCGUUAUCGAAAGUGAAAACAAAAACAAUACACGUUUUUAUUUACGCAGUUGGAUUGUGUUAGUGUCGUGCGUGGUUAAUUAGUGAUUUGUAAUUAACAAUCAUGACUGAACCAAAGACUGUGGCUGUGGAUGAACUAGAAUCAUGGGUUGAGUUGAACUCCGGCAACGGGUUGGCAGCCGUCGAGAACGAAUACAUUCGCCUCCUCAGAGAGGCACAGAGGGAGAGCCGGGACUCCUCCGUGAGGCAUUCCAGGGCCUCCAGCGUUAAAGGCAGCCCGAAGUCUCCGCCUAACAGUCCGAACCUGGAGCCGUCCACGGAAGACGAGCUCAAGGGGGUCUACAUUAACUGCUGGAGGGACGAUUCCAACGAUUGGGUGUGGGAAUGGAGUAGCAGACCUGACCAGCUGCCCCCUAAGGAUUGGCGGUUCAAGCACCCUCAAAGCGCACGCGGACCGCCCUCAGCCACUUCGUCCAUCGAAGUGUUGGAGCAGCAGUUAGUCGCUCCUAACGCUCAACAGAACCACUGCCUCUCCGUGCGCCGCACGUGCCUGUUCAGCCGCGGCGCCAUCGCGGCUGUGCUCGUCACCAACAUCGUCUCCUUGCUGCUCGGAGCUGGCAUCGGGGUCUGGCUAAGCAAGAAAGGUAUGCUGCCGCCCAGACUGAUCGUUCUUAACUGAACGCAUCCAAGACUGCGGGCGCGGCACACCGGGUCGUCGGUCCAUCGGGUGACGAUGGCACACGGACAAAAAACGUAAUACACGCGAAAACUGCUGCUGAAAUUUGAACUCUACGCCGUUGAAAUAACGUUCAGAAUUGAACGGACGAAACUGCUGCUAAAUCAUUUUGAACUCUACGUCGUUGACAUAAGGCUCAGAAUUGAUUGUCUUGCGAUACACAACAGGGACGAAAACUGUUGUUAAUACAUUUUGAACUCAAGUAAGGUUAAACAUUGGUUUUCUUGAGUUGAACUAAGAUCUAUUCAAGUAAUAAUGUGUCAAGUUUAGUUCAAAAUAUACAGUUUUUGUAAGAAUGUCUGAGUUAUUAUAGUUUCCAGCAAAAAUGGCACCUUUUACAGAUGUACAGUCAGACUCAGUCAGACUCAAAUAAUUCGUGACACCCAAAGUAGCCAAAAAGUUCGCAACACGCUUUGUUACAAUGAGGGUUUUCGCGAAUGAAAGA